AUGCCCGCCCUCUCCCUGGCCCCUCCCCCAACCAUCCGCCUCCUCAACACCUCCCUCCCCCUCCUCAUCCUCUCAGAACGCCUCGCCUUCUACCCAGGCAGCUGCGUCUUCAAACUCGUCUCCUCCGCCGCCUUCCUGGCCGGCCCGCUCUACUACCUCGCGCCCUCCCCUUCGCCUUCGCCUUCACUCUCGCCCCUCGACUGGCGACAAUGGCACCCCUACCACCUGCGCAUCGCCGCCGGCCUCCUCUUCUCCGCCGUCGGCGACUACUGCCUCAUCCCCGCCCGCGCGGAGUACUACGAGAAACACACCGGAUCGCUGGCGGCGCGCAAGGAACGGGCGGGUGAUGGCCACGGCGAUAACGAUGACAACGAUGAGGAGGAGGAGGAGGAGGAGGAGGAGGAGGAGGGAAAGAAACCAUCCACCUCCGUCAAAGUCGGCGUCUGCGCCUUCGCCGCCGCCCACGCCGCGUAUAUCCUCGCCUUCUUGCAAGACAAUAGUAGCCACAGCAGCACCAGCACCAGCACCAGCACGGCCGCCGCCGCCGCCGCCAGCUCCUCCUUCUCCCGCCCGAUAUUCACCAGCACAUUCGCCGCCGCAAUGCUCCUCGCCAGAUGGCUCGGCGUCAUCUACCCGCCAGCCAACGGGAACGGGGAGCGGAAGCAGCACAAGACGACCACCACCAACGGACCGCAGCGCCUGCUCCGCACAAACGUCCUCAACCUCGCGAUCCCAGCCGACAUGCGCGCGCUCGUCGGCGGCUACGCCGCAAUCAUCAGCGGGAUGUUGGCGGUUGCUGUGUCGACUGCGACUGCGACUGCGACUGCGACUGCAUGGCCGUAUCAGCGUGCGCUGGGCGCGGCGAUGUUUGUUGCGUCCGACCUCUUCGUGGCGGAGGAUAUGUUUGGGAGACGACGGCGGGGCGGGGCGGCGGGGCGUGCGCAGCGUCCGGGGUGGCUGCGGCCGGCGUUGGGGUUUGGGUUGUAUUUCUGGGCGCAGAUGGUGAUUGCGGGGACGGUGGGGGAGGGGUGA
Messenger RNA from Histoplasma capsulatum G186AR, 1032 nucleotides. RefSeq names its product YhhN domain-containing protein. The record is from RefSeq and is a predicted model, not a curated record. Lineage: Eukaryota; Fungi; Ascomycota; Eurotiomycetes; Onygenales; Ajellomycetaceae. The transcript has a single exon. Bases 1 to 1032 code for a protein of 343 amino acids. Gene Ontology annotation, cellular component: membrane.